AACGGCUGAGUUGCAUCCAUCUAGAAAGAUGUCUCAUACAUGAGGAAGUAAGUACCGAGCAGAAAUGUCGUCCCCCAGAAAGGUCGAAUCGCAAGCCUAUAUUCACCGCCUCCCACUCGAGCUCCUCCAUGAAAUCUUCACCCAAGGCCUCCGGCCCGAGGACUUUCACGCCUGCCGGCGAACAUGUCGCGGCUGGAUGGCAGCUACCGAAGAAGCGUCACUGUUCCGCCGGCAUUGCGGGGAAAUCGUUGUUGCACAGGAGAAAAGCCCACUCUCCCAACUGAAGCCGCAGCUCUUCGCCGUGAUCACUCGGGACCUAAACUUCUACCAGAAGUGCUUGCAGGGACUCGCACCCUUCUACCGGUCGAUCAUAGCGCUGCCUUUCGUUCCGCCGGAGGGACAAACACCCAUGCCGGCACUACAACGGGUAGAUAUCUUCCUCUCCAAAACCGGCGACCACUUUGCGCGACGAGGAUCAAUAUCUGAGGAUUUCCCUACGGCAAGCGUGUCAGAAGUAUCAAUAUUCGAGACAUUCUCUUUCGCGUCUUCUGGCAGCAAAAUCUGCCAAGUCUCUACAGCGCCGAUAGAAUGUUACGACGGCAUCACAGAGAUUCCCCGCUUGACGGCUUUCUACGCACAGGACAUCGUCCACCCGAGAUGGCCGCGGCAUUGGAAUGUGACGUUUGUCGGCGUGUUAUUGGGAGAGGAUGGGAGUGCGAAUGUGCUCAUCAAGCAGUCGUAUCUGAGGCCAUCUUCUACCCUAGAAUUACGUUGUGAUAUCAGGGAGCCGUGCAUGAAUAUUCACACGCAAGAGCGCGCUGCGCACACGCGGAAGGUCAUUGACGUGGCGAUAUCGCCGGUGGGAGCUCAGGUGGCUUUCCUGUGUGAGGCUGGAGCGGUCGUUUACCACUUGGAAUCCGGCAGCAGUGGCUGUGGGAGUACGGUCCCUCUCCUCCGGGCGAACCAUACCCUGUGGAUUCCAACGGCCACUCCCCUCCGCACCAUCUUUUACUCCCAAAUCUACCCGAUUCCCCCGAUCACCUCAUGCGUCCCAUUGAUCCUCCCUGGCUCAGAUACCCUCCUGGUCCCCUGGUCUUCCGAAAGGCAGUCCAUCCCAGAGCACCUCCAACUCUCCCCUUUAUUCGGCGCACCCCACGUGAUCUCCAUAGAUCACAGCUAUCCGCAUAGCCCGACCUCGCCCGCGGAAACAGCCUAUAUCCUUCACCACCACGACAGCCAGAAGCUAACAGUCGUCCUCUCCACCUCCCUCGCCAGUGGUUACCCACCACGAUACCCCGAAGCCCAAUGGCGCCUGAAAGCCGAUGAGGAGAUCUCCGAGGCCGGCUCGUUCCUGGAGCUUUCUCCGCCGUCGAACGAAGAAGACUCGACCAUCCGUGAUAUCGUCAGCACGACAUGGGGAUCCGGCACGCAGGAGCACGCCGACUACAGCAGCUACUUCGUAGCCGUCCGCUAUCGGCGCCCCGGCUCCACGACGGAUAGAAUCUACAUCUACUACUUCAAGCUGAAACGCACAGCUCUGUGCUUUGAGCCGGAUAGUGCAGCUUCAUGCUUCUGCGUUAGCGCGAACAGCAGCAGCGACGGUACUCACAUCAAGGCGGUGUUUGUGGGUGAAGAGGAGAACGUCGUGAAGAUGGCUUUUGCGAGUGGCGUUAGGAGAGACCGCAGGGGUGGGGGCUGCUUUCUGCUGCGGAGGGCGCUGGUGGUCGAGAGAUGGGAUGGGACCGUCGUCCAUUGGAUGAUGAACACAAGGCAGAAGGGGACGAAGGAUGAAUUUGCUUGACCGUAUAUUUGAAGUAUGUAUCAAGAAGGAAAGGGAAGGGAAGAGUCGAGGAAGGGGCGCUGGAUUCUGCGAGAAGUAAUGGAAGACCGGAUAGUGAUUUACAUGUUUUGCGUAGUAUUAGUCUAAUUUUCAAGAGAAAGUGCACCAUUGUUAGUCGAGAC
Tricharina praecox is the source of this 1962-nucleotide messenger RNA. RefSeq lists its product as uncharacterized. Gene Ontology annotation, molecular function: protein binding. The coding region runs from base 65 to 1801 and encodes 578 amino acids. The record is from RefSeq and is a predicted model, not a curated record. The transcript has 2 exons. NCBI's taxonomy places the organism in Eukaryota, Fungi, Ascomycota, Pezizomycetes, Pezizales, Pyronemataceae.